This is a messenger RNA of Zingiber officinale, 1492 nucleotides long. RefSeq names its product protein PTST homolog 3, chloroplastic-like. NCBI's taxonomy places the organism in Eukaryota, Viridiplantae, Streptophyta, Magnoliopsida, Zingiberales, Zingiberaceae. The transcript has 12 exons. The coding region runs from base 118 to 1230 and encodes 370 amino acids. The record is from RefSeq and is a predicted model, not a curated record.
CCCCACCAUCGUAACCUCCUCCGAAUUCGAUGCUGCGCCCACCGACUCGUUUUAUGCGCUCCAAAACCCGAACCCUUCUCUACUUCAUCAGUUCCGCCAAAUGCUUCACCUGCUCCCAUGGCAAUCGCGCCGUUGCCGUCCGCCCUCUCCUUCCCUUCCCUCCCCAGAUGCCGACAACUCUAUCUCCCUACGAUCGCCGCUCCGAACCUAGCUCGCAGGACCCUCGCGCACUGUUGCUUUGCCAAAAGAUCUAGGAGGAGCAGGGCGAUCAAGAGUAACGAGGAGCUCUGCGAUGAGCUGCGGGAGUUCAACUCCUCUGUUGGACUACCUGAGGAUCGCGCGCCAUCGAUGAACAAGCUUAGGGAGAAUGGAAGGACGGAUCUUGCAAAUAUUGUGAGGCGUAGAGGAUAUAAGGUAAUCACAGAGCUUCUAUUGAAUUCAAAUGGGAAGAACCACUCAGAAAAAAGUUCACUUAAAGAUUCUUUGACUGCAAAGAUUUGCAAAACUGCAGGAGAUCUAGAGGACACAAACUCGUCUAUUGAUUGCACGUACUCAUCAAACACUUUGGAGAAAGACAUGAUUGAUUCAAAUGGGGUAAUUCUUGAUGUUUCAGAAGAAUCUUUGUUACCAAAAGCAGCGAAGUUUGUUCAAAUUGGAGAUUUGGAUAAAAUAGGAGGUGAAGACAGUGAGUUAUGUCAGAAUUUGACUUUCAAGGCUUAUGAACAAGACUUUCAGAAUGAAAUUAAUCAUCUAAAAAACUUAAUGGAGCAAAAUGAAGUGGAGCUUUCACAAAUAAAGCAACAAGUUGAAGAUGAAAAUGUACUAAAAUACUUCAGUAAAAUUGCAUUAAAUAAUCUCUAUGCGAAGGGAACAACUGAGCUUGGUGAUAUGAAGAGAAAGAUAGCUGAGAAAGAUAUGGAGCUCCAUAUGGCUGAGGAAAAUUUAAGUGAACUAAUUGAGGUUCAUAUAGAUUACUGGACAGAUGGUGAAAUUAUAGAAGUUGCUGGUAGUUUCAAUGGUUGGCAGCACAGAGUCAGAAUGAAUCCUCAUCCUUCAUCUGAACACAUAAACCCACAUGGAUCCAGGAGACGAUUUCUAUGGACAGCAGUGUUGUGGCUUUAUCCUGGAGUUUAUGAGAUAAAGUUUAUUGUUGAUGACCAUUGGCAAAUAGACUAUCAGCGAGAGAUCAUUACCAGUGGCGGCAUAGUCAAUAAUGUGCUUAAGGUAUAGAGGCCAAUGAGGCAGCUCGACUAGCUACUAAGCUGAGGCUGCAAUUUGCAUAGAGGAUUAGUAAAAAAGAGAUCAGAGAGCCCAUGCUCCUUGCUGUCUUUAGAGGCAGUAAUUUGUAGAGGAUUUUGAAGUAUAAUUGUAUAUUGUAGAAGCCGAGUAGAAAAGAUGAUGCAUUUUCCCGAGUAGUAAGUACAAAAAUGUUAACUGGCCAACGCAAUACACGGUUCAAACAAGCACACAUUUCAUAUUUUUGAAUUUAAUU